AUGGCCCCUCGACUUUCUCCAUGCAAGCUAGAGAUGAUUCGUGAUAUGAUCGAAUGUGGAUCCGUGACUAUUUUACAGAUGGCCACGGCUGCUGAGUGUAGCGAGCGCUCGAUCGUCAAUAUUCGCAACAACCUCCGCUUGUUCGGUCAUGCCCGGUCUCCGUCCACGCGUGUCGGCAGACGAAGAAUCGUUACGCCACCCAUGAUUAAGGUGAAGCAGAUCGGCGACUUACUAAACUUCGUGUCUUCUAUCGUAGAGCACAGAAUUCCUGUACAACGGAAUACAAUACCUAUUUUUAUCCGUAUUAUUGCUACUGUCAUGGAAUACGGAAAGAUACCGGGUCAGGGGUAG
Molecule: messenger RNA, 351 nt
Organism: Penicillium verhagenii
Lineage: Eukaryota; Fungi; Ascomycota; Eurotiomycetes; Eurotiales; Aspergillaceae
Exons: 2
Coding region: 1-351 (116 amino acids)
Source: RefSeq, a predicted model, not a curated record